Molecule: messenger RNA, 5245 nt
Organism: Micropterus dolomieu (smallmouth bass)
Lineage: Eukaryota; Metazoa; Chordata; Actinopteri; Centrarchiformes; Centrarchidae
Gene: pde4a
Product: phosphodiesterase 4A, cAMP-specific
Exons: 15
Coding region: 664-2943 (759 amino acids)
Biological process (GO): signal transduction
Cellular component (GO): perinuclear region of cytoplasm; nucleus; cytosol
Molecular function (GO): 3',5'-cyclic-AMP phosphodiesterase activity
Source: RefSeq, a predicted model, not a curated record
GCAAAAUGCUGCCUAAUUAGGAAAUUAACAGACAUCAUCAAAGGUCCCUUGGUUGUUUUUCCAGCCCGGGCGUCUCCAGGGUUGUGAAUGUGAGACAGCAGCCACAGCAAUCUAGAGACCAGCUGGGGACACAGGUCCAGUUUGGGCCGGUCGGUCCCAGCAGCAGCAAACGGUGGGAGUCAAACAGAGCUGACGUGAUGAAAUAUCAGAAGAACUCUCCUCUGGGCGGCUGUCAGCGCUGAGGAACAGACAAACCUCAAACAAAUCUGCACAGGCAAGGAUUAAGCCAAUAAAUCCAGACAACAAACUGAAGAAGUGAGAAGGGGGGAACUGGAGUUUAUGCAUCCAGGGCCUGAGGAUCACAGAGCAGGAUAUGCAUGUUGAUGCAAUUUGACUCCUCCAGCAUGAGACAUGGGAGAGCAGGACUAAAGGGAGGAUCAGGCCUCGUUAUUAGAUCUUGCUCUGGAUUGAGGACAGUUUGCGCCACGUACGGCAGGUGCUGCGGUUCUGUCUGCCUGAGACGUGAGUCGACGCACUAAAAAGUCGACAAGAGGGACUGCGUGGGAGGGACACAGUGAAAGAGAGUGAGACAGACAGUUUUAAGUGGAGGCUGGGGGAGAUUUCUUUAACUUGUCGGCUCCACCAGGGCCAGAGCUGGCAGCGAUGAGUCAGAGGAAGCUGACACGACAGCUGAGGUUGUGGGAGAGUCCUGAGGGUCCACCUCCUGUGCCCUCUCUCACCUCACCGGGGUCACCGGUUGAUCACUCUCGUGGACAUGGAGGCUCUGCUCUAUUUCGACGUAUGAAACUGAACCGCAGUAUUCAGGAGCGCAGACGCUCCUCUCACUGCAUUUGCAGCUUCGAUUCGGAGAAUGGCCCCUCGCCAGGCCGCAGUCCCAUGGAUUCGCAGGCGAGUCCUGGGUUGGUGCUCCACCCUUCUUUCCCCCAGAGCCAACGCAGGGAGUCCUUCCUGUACCGCUCAGACUCAGACUACGACACGUCCCCCAAAACCAUGUCACGCAACUCCUCAAUCAACAGUGAGGGGCACGCCGAAGACAUGAUCGUCACCCCUUUUGCUCAGGUGUUGGCCAGCCUACGAACCGUAAGAAGCAACUUCACCAUCCUCGCCAAUGUCACAACACCCACUAACAAGAGGUCACCAGUGACAAGCCAACCCACUGUUCCCCAAGCUACGCUCUCUGAGGAGACAUACCAGCAGAUGGCUCGGGAGACUCUGGAGGAACUGGACUGGUGUCUGGACCAGCUGGAGACCAUUCAGACUCACCGCUCAGUCAGCGAGAUGGCUUCCAACAAGUUCAAGAGGAUGUUGAACAGGGAGCUGUCCCAUUUGUCAGAGAUGAGUCGCUCAGGGAACCAGGUGUCAGAAUACAUCUCCACUACCUUCCUAGAUAAGCAGAACGAGGUGGAAAUCCCAUCCCCGACUUUGAGGGAGAGGGAGAAGCCCAUGUGUCACAUCAGCGGUGUGAAGAAGCUCACGCACAGUUCCAGCCUUUCCAACUCCACCAUGCCUCGCUUCGGCGUGAAGACUGAACAUGAGGAUGCGUUAGCCAGAGAGCUGAACGACUUGAACAUGUGGGGCCUUAAUAUCUUUCGCGUGGCAGAGUUCUCUAAUAACCGACCCCUCAGCUGCAUAAUGUUUGCCAUCUUCCAGGAAAGAGAUCUACUGAAGACCUUUCGGAUCCCUGUAGAUACAUUUGUCACCUAUGUAAUGACCCUGGAGGACCACUAUCACGCCAAUGUGGCCUACCACAACAGCCUCCACGCUGCAGAUGUCACUCAGUCUACUCAUGUACUGCUAUCUACACCUGCUCUAGAUGCUGUGUUCACAGAUCUAGAGAUACUAGCUGCGUUAUUUGCUGCUGCCAUCCACGAUGUGGACCAUCCAGGAGUGUCCAACCAAUUCCUCAUAAACACCAACUCAGAGCUAGCCCUGAUGUAUAAUGAUGAGUCUGUGUUGGAGAACCAUCACCUAGCUGUGGGCUUUAAGCUGCUUCACGAGGACAACUGUGACAUCUUCCAGAACCUCAGCAAAAGGCAAAGACAGAGCCUGAGGAAACUUGUUAUUGAUAUGGUUUUGGCAACAGAUAUGUCUAAACACAUGAGUUUGCUGGCAGACCUCAAGACUAUGGUGGAAACCAAGAAAGUGACAAGUUCUGGAGUACUGCUGCUCGACCAUUACACUGAUCGGAUACAGGUGUUGAGGAACAUGGUGCACUGUGCUGACCUGAGCAACCCGACGAAACCGCUGGCUGUGUAUCGACAAUGGACGGAGAGAAUCAUGGAGGAGUUCUUCAGGCAGGGAGACAAGGAGCGAGAGCGAGGGAUGGAGAUCAGUCCCAUGUGCGAUAAACACACUGCAUCUGUGGAAAAGAGCCAGGUGGGCUUUAUUGACUACAUUGUCCACCCGCUGUGGGAGACAUGGGGGGACCUUGUGCAUCCUGAUGCCCAGGACAUCUUGGACACUCUGGAGGACAACAGGGACUGGUACCAGAGCACUAUCCCACAAAGCCCCUCGCCACCUCCUGUGGGCCACGAUAAGGAGCUAAACGCCUGCAUGGACAAGUUUCAGUUUCAGCUCACCCUCGAAGACGGCUCUCAGAGAGAACCGGGAGACGAGUGUGAUAACCCUACGCCAAACCACGUGGCACAGGACUGCAGUCAGGGGGAGGAGGAGGAGGAGGAGGAGGAGGAGGAAGAGGGUAAAAAAGAGAAAGAGGAAGGCAUAAUGGCAGAGGAGGAAAAUGAGGACAUAAUAGAAGAGGAGGACGAGGUGGCAAUGGAGGAAGAGGAGGUGGAGGAGGAGCAGGAGCAGGAGGAGGAACUGAAAGCUCAGUUGGAGGUGAGAUCUGAAAAAGAGAGACUUUCUGACACAAGUCCUGUAGAGGAAGAGGAAGAUUCUUCUUCACAAGCUGAAGAUACAUGAGUUCUGCUCCUGUAUCUCCCUCCUCACUUGCACACAUUAUCUUGUUCAUCCUUUCAAUGGCCAAAACCAAGAACAAAUAAGACUGCAAUGACAAUACAGACCUUUAAAUAUAUUUUUCAAAAAGGGAAUAAAUUAAAAUUGCUUCUAGAGAAGGUAAUUACACAGCAACUGUAGAUUUGGAGUGGUGACAAGUCCUUCGACUGAUUUCACAAUGAAUUUUAGACUAAGAGGAAUUUAGGAGAGCAUUAACGGUGGGCAACUGAAGACAGCGCGUAGCACUCUGGGACUGGAAUGCACACACAUAAACACACAGAGAGUGUCACACACAUAGCACAUAGUAGGAGUAAGUCAUGUAGAACACACCAACACAAUGUGCGUACACUCACACAUCAGUCAUACAGUACAACUGGAGCCCAAAUGUACCCCUUUCUUGCAAACGCACAGGCACACCAACACACACACACACGCACACACUUUACUGUAUGUUUGCAUGUGUGCAUUUACAUGAGGGACAAUGAUCAGUAAACUCUUUGGAAAAAGCCAUCUCUUAAUGAAGUAUUAACUAGUGUUCAGUCAGUAUUAGUAAUUCAUGUUUGUUAGGACCUCAACAGAUACUGUUCUCCUCAGAAAAGCUACACAUCCGAGUGACUUUUUUUCCAUUUCUGUCGGAAAGAAAAAUAAGAAAAAUCCACAGAGUUGGAGGAGGAGAGUAAAAGAUAUUGAAGCAAAGGAAGACGCUGCGAUGAAGGGACCGCCGGGUCCCAUACCCCUUUUCCCUUUACAAGGAGAGUGCUACUGGUGCAAGAUGGCUCUGUGCCUUUCUGAAACACCAGCUUCCUGAAUGGAGCUGUCGUGAAGCAAUGCAUUGUGGGACAGGAGUGUCUGAUUUUGUUAUAAUUUUUGAUUGUCUCUUGUUAAAGAUCUCUCUUUACUGUUCAUGAUAUUGUGGUGUGUAUCUCACACGUACAGUUUCUGUGGUGAUAUGUUUUAAGCUGUUAGUCUUCCUUUGUUGCUCUUCUGGUAAUAUAAUAACUCAGAACUCUAGAUGCAGAGCAAUCACAACCACCACCACAACACACCUGUGGACUCUUUCCAGCUUUUAUUUUUUUCUCUUAUUAGAAUGAUUUUUUAAACUUUCUGAUAAUAAGCCAUGUGAUGCUUUGAAGCAUAAGUUUUGCCUAUUUUCUAUUUAACAGUUGCUAAAUACGUUGAAGGGAUACAGAAUUAUUUCAUCAGCAGAACAAAUUUUCACUCGCCAUCUCUAACCCACUUGCACUGUGUGUUUAUGUCCCCCCAUACACAACAAUUCUCACCAAAGGAAAGGAUGAAGAACUUCAGUGGGUGAAGUGAUUUGAAGGCACACAGGUGAAUAAGAAAAUCAGGGAGGCAGAAUGUCAGGGGAAAGAAGCAUGACUUGGCCAAAUGGUGGUCUGGCAGUCCCUAAUCAUCCUUGUUAUGUUAGAUGCUUUUUUGCCUUAAUGUCAGAUGCAGGAUACAUACCUGCCAGUAUGUAGAUUUAUAAGAUAUAUAAUAGAUAUCCUAGUAUAUUUAUAUCACGUCUGUAUGGUUAUUUCUGUGAGAAUCAGUGUGUCAUUACACAAUGUGUCCAGCGUUUCAUUUGGAGGGGAAAGGGAAACAUUGCUGCCAACUAGUUAUGUUGUUGGGGUGCUUGGACCAACUUAAAGAAUGUGUUGUUUUUUAAUCAGGACGGUAAAAUGACUAUCAUCUAGAUACCUGGAGGCAUGCAGAGAAUAUAAGAAAUGGGAGUUAAGAUUUUGCAGGCAAUGAGAAUGAAUAAGGAUGUUUGAAUCUGACCAGAUAUUGAUUUGUUGACCUGUUGGAGAUGAUGCGUGCGUGUGUUUGUUUGUGUGGCUUAUUUUGUGGUCGUGAGUAAGCGAGCAAGUAAUGGAAAGAGAGGGCAGGAUGCUUAAGAUGUCGUCACGUGUCAUUGUUCCCUCACUGGCAUCCCCACAUCUUGUGGAAUGGUGUUCAGGAUUCUAUCAGCACAGCUUAAAUGGGUCACAGUUUGUUUAGGUGUUUGUUUUUCACAGGGUAAAAAAAAAACAACAUAAAAGAACAUGGGUGUGGUUCAUUUGAAGGUAAGAGCAAGUUUCUGCAGGUCAGUAACUGAGCUUAUCUGAAGACACCACAGCUCGGUGCAACAGAAGCCUGUGUGUUUGACCUGCUCUGUCGCAGGAUGGAGCAGAGCUGCGGGGCCACCACACAGGCUUUCAUCUAAUGGAAUGGGAAUCCAGGAUUACUCUUGCAGUUACAUCAAUAAAAGAUUCCCAUAUGCAUCGGC